AGACGAAGGACCAGAGUUUGCAUGCACCUUUAUGUGGUGUAAGAGACUGAAGGGUGUCUUGGCUUAAAGAGGGCAGAUGUGUGGCUUGUUUGUUAAGCAGAGCAGGUUCAAACACAGUCACUUUGGCGCUACCGGUAUGCUUCGGGGUGGCUGUGAAUGCACAGCAGCAGACCUAGAGUAACACGGAGGUGCUUUUCCUCCCACAAGUCUUGACUUAAAACCUCACAAGCUGGCUGAUCAUAUGAUGUUGCUUUCAAGCGCCUGGAGGGGAGAUGGCACCUUGCAAAAGCAUCAGUCCUAAUCCAGCAGGCGAGGACUUUUUCUAGAUAAACAGCUUAAACAUCCCUUUCCAAACUUCACAAAAGCUAACGGAUCUGCCCGAGAGGCGCCAAUGGAGGAGGAAAGCCUGUGCACUUCUCUGCCGGAUGUUGUAGAAGCAGAACUGCCACAAGACUCGCAGACCUUAGCUGAUCAGAGCAUAAAUGGUGAACAGGAGGACCUGGUGUUUGGUGAGGAGGCAGAGAUAAACCAGACAGAGGAGGAGAACAAUGCCUCACACAAAUCUGUAGAGGUGGAACAGUUUGAGGAAACCUUGUGGUCUCUGCAGCCCAUCACCUGCACACGAUCCUCUCUUUCUUUUGCCACUGUGGGAUGGGACAUGCCCAACUCCUCUGCAGUGAUGACUUCCUUCAUGACUGACAGCAGCUUGGCCAAUGAGCUUUACUCUGAGGGUGUGACAAGUCUAAGCAGCACUUCCUUCUCUCAUCACCAUCAGCCUCAAGAUGUUACUGUCGUACCGUUCAAACAGGAGGACAAAGAGGAGCAAGAUGAGGUUGAUACACAGCCUCUAAACUCAGCUGCUGAGAGUGCUGGAAAUGACUCUAAGCCAUGUGAUGCUGUAGAUGUGAAAGAGCCUACGAAACAGGAAAAGGAAGAUUCAGCAGCCGAGCAGUUUGAAAGUAAUGAUGAAAUUGCACAACGUAUAGAUUCAGAAGAAAACGAGGAAUGGUCUGUAACGUCAGACGAGGACUCGUCAGAAACUACUGAGAGUCAAUGUUCAUCAGAAGCAGUGGACGCCUUUUUAGAUGUGAAACUAAAAAAGGAACAAGAGGUCGGCGUUCUGCUGAGUGAGCAAGAAGACUCGGAAGGAGAACAGAGCCCAAUGAAUGGUGUUGAGAGUGACGGAGCGAAGGAGGACUGGAACGAGGUUCAGGAAGAGCAUGGUUCAAGCAACGUUUCCAACGAGGAGGAACCAGCUUUAGCCGAUAGUUUUGAGACUGAACAAGAACAUGAGAAGGAGAGUGAGGGACAAGAGCAGCAGAGUUUUGCUGCUGUUUCCUACGAGGAGGAACCAUCUGUAGCAGAUUGUGUUGAAACUCAGGAAGAGCAUCAGGACGUGAGCGGGGUUGAGGAACAGCAGAGUUUGACCAACGUUUCCAACAAGGAAGAAAGGGAGGAGGCACAAACUGUCACCUCUCUGAGUUAUCUGGAAGUACAUGAAGAAGUGCUGCAAACUGACAACACCAGAAUAAACGCACCAACUGAUAGGCUGAAAGAUCUACAAGCGCUGGAGCUUUCAGAGGACGGGGAACAUUCAGGGGAUAAGGAUGACAUAGAGACACCGGAUUGGUUAGGUGACGAUCUCUCUAGGCUGCCUGAAGAAAUGUGUGAAGAUGUAGAUGAGAAAGUAGACCCUGAACUGUCAGAGUCCGAGGAUAAUAAUGAGGAAGUAUCAGAACAACUGGCAGAGAAAGCUGAGGACGUAGAAAAUUCCCCUGAGAGGGUGGAAGAGGCUGAAAAUCUGGAAAAGUCAAACUCUUCAGAGCAACAGAAGUGUGAUCAGGACAGAGUGGAUUCACUGCAGCCCGAAAGCUCAGCGUCUGAAUCAGGCGAAACGGGUGAAGAGCCCAAGCAGAUGCAUGCAGAAGACUCCGAUCAGUCAGAGCAGCGUAUGGACCAGUUGCCAGUGAUGGCAUCCCCAAACCGGUUAACCACUCUAGAAAUUCCAGAGGAUCAAAUAGAACAGAGAGUUUGUGAUGAAGCUAAGGGGUCCACAGUCGCAGGUAAUCCAUCAGAGCAGAACGAGCUGCCCCAGCAAACGGCCUGCUCAUCUGAGGAGCCUGGACCAUCAGACAAGAUGUAUGAGUCAGAAAUGGCAGAACAGCUGUCUCCUGAGACUGAGGCUCCGCUGGAGAACCAGGAGGCAGAGUUAAACCACAUGGACCAACAGGCUGAGAUGCCGGAUCAGACAGGAGAUGAUAAUUUUCCUGACAAUGGGAAUGCACUAGAUGUUGUGGCUAAUGGAGAUAAACAUGAUGAUUCAGUGGUGCCUUACAUUAACAGAGGAGAGGUGGAGAGAGACAAGGCCUGCCAACUUGCUGAACAGCUCUUUAAGCUGGAAAAUAUCCAACGCUCAGAUGUGGUGAAACAUCUAGACAAAGAUAAUGACUUCAGUCGUGCUGUUGGAGAGCAAUACCUCAAAUUCUUUGACUUCUACAGCCAAACUCUAGAUCAAGCCCUCAGAUCUUUUCUGAAGGUGGUCGUAUUGAUAGGGGAGACCCAGGAGAGAGAAAGGGUGCUGCAGCAUUUUUCCAACCGCUUCCACGAGUGCAACCCCGACUCUUACUCCUCCUCAGGGACCGUGUUGGCUCUGACCUGCGCUAUGAUGCUUCUCAACACUGACUUGCAUGGACAGAAUGUAGGAAAAUCCAUGUCUUCCUCUAAGUUUGUGACCAACCUGGAUGGGAUGAAUGAGGGAGGGAACUUCAGCAAGGAGCUGCUGAAAAGUCUUUAUAAUUCCAUCAAGAGUGAACCGCUGGAGUGGGCUGUGGGUGAGGAGGAGCUGAAGAACUUGGUAGACGAAAGUGCAGGAGAUGAUGCUCCUCUGCGUUUAAAAUCCAACCCAUUCUUGGAUGUUCCUCAGGACAAAAAGGCCUCUGUGGUCAAACAAGGAUUCUUGCAGAGGAAGCUGCAUGCUGACAUCAAUGGAAAGCGAACUCCCUGGGGGAAAAGGGGAUGGAAAACUUUCUUUGGAGUUCUGAAAGGAAUGACCCUUUACUUACAGAAGGAUGAUUAUCGCAGAGAUCAGCCAGUGAACGAGGACAUGGUAGGAGUCCAUCACUCCCUGGCUGAGCCGGCAGCUGAUUACACCAAGAAGCCGCAUGUUUUCCGCCUGCAGAUGGCCGAUUGGAGGGUUUUUCUCUUCCAGGCCCCAUCCAAAGCAGAGAUGAAUUCAUGGAUCAGCCGCAUCAACUUGGUUUCAGCUCUUCACUCGUCUCCUCCGUUCCCUGCUGCUGUCGGCUCCCAGAGGAGGUUCUUCCGGCCAAUCCUUCCCGCUUCAAAGUCUGCGCACCCUCUGGAACGUCAGCUACAGUGUCACUCGGGAAAGCUGGAUUCCUUCAAAGCUGACUUGUUGUAUCAGCAGGAGAACCCCCCAGACAGUAAAAAGGCUAAAGCUAGGGAUCUGGAGGAACAACGUGUGAGAACCGAGUACCUGCAGUACGAGGUCUGUCGCUAUGAGACCUACAUCCAGGUGCUGGAAGCCUGGAAGAGCGUGCAGAAGACGGAGGACAAGGCGUUGGACAACGCCAACCUGAACCUGUUCGACAAGGCUGCCUGUGCAGACUGCAAGGAGGAGGAAGACAAGGAGGAAACUGGGCUUAAAAGGUCUUACUCUAGUCCUUCCCUGGACCUUGAUCUGGCCCCUCCGACAAUAAUCAAAGUUAAACGCAAUAUCUCAGAGAGACGGACUUAUCGCAGGACCAUCGUUCCUCGAUUCAAUAAAGAGGCCUGACAUAAAACGAGCUGUUUAUUCCCUAAGAAGACCCACGUUCAGACAUUUCUGCUAGUGGAAACGUCAAAAAAUCCUCCAAAGAUCCAUGGUAAAGCUUCCUCAGGAAAUAUGUAAUUGUUUUUGUCUUGUUUACUUUGCCACAAAUAGGAAAUGCCUAACAAACAAUCUCCUCUUUUAAGUGGUCUAGAAAGUGUUGGACAUAACUUAUUUAGUUUUGUCAGAAUUUUCAGGUCUUUCCAUGACCUAAAAUAUUGUGGUACCAGCAUUUAUAAUGUUUUACUUUGGUCAAAGUGUAUGCUUUGUGUUGGGUUAUAAUCUUUUUUUAUAAUGUUUACCACAAGAGGGUGCUGUAGAACAGUACAUGUCUGAGUAAAUGAAGCCAUAAAGACGAGUUGCCAUAGUUUUAUUUUCAUAUUGCACUUUUUCAUUUAUAGUUCUAUAUGUUCUUUUGAAAAUGUUAAAAUGUCGAUAUUAUGAUUUUUAUCAUCUAUGAAUUUCUCUCUUAGAUGCUUUAAUUAAAUGAAGGACUUCUAAAAUAACAUAAAAUGUUACCUUGCCCCUUUUUUUACACAAAACUUGGUUUGAAAAUUAUACAGCAUUUUAAAAAGCAACACAAUCUUAAAGACUUUUUCAGGACUUUUGUCAAUUAAUCCCAUAAAAAGCUCAAACUGUGAAAUGUGCAUCAGUGAAGGUUAAAUUUGACUGAUAAAUCAAUAAAGUAUUUAAAGCAAAUAUAAAAGGCAGGGUUUGGAACACAUUGCCUUCUUAAUUACA
This is a messenger RNA of Girardinichthys multiradiatus, 4567 nucleotides long. Its product is annotated as PH and SEC7 domain-containing protein 4. Gene Ontology annotation, biological process: regulation of ARF protein signal transduction. Lineage: Eukaryota; Metazoa; Chordata; Actinopteri; Cyprinodontiformes; Goodeidae. The record is from RefSeq and is a predicted model, not a curated record. Bases 392 to 3793 code for a protein of 1133 amino acids. Gene Ontology annotation, molecular function: phospholipid binding; guanyl-nucleotide exchange factor activity; protein binding. The transcript is spliced from 16 exons.